Beta vulgaris subsp. vulgaris (sugar beet) is the source of this 1611-nucleotide messenger RNA. Its product is annotated as aminomethyltransferase, mitochondrial. The transcript has 5 exons. Gene Ontology annotation, molecular function: protein binding; aminomethyltransferase activity. Lineage: Eukaryota; Viridiplantae; Streptophyta; Magnoliopsida; Caryophyllales; Amaranthaceae. Gene Ontology annotation, cellular component: mitochondrion. Bases 207 to 1433 code for a protein of 408 amino acids. The record is from RefSeq and is a predicted model, not a curated record. Gene Ontology annotation, biological process: glycine decarboxylation via glycine cleavage system.
CACAAAAACAUACUAUUAAAGAGUAAAAGAGAGAGUGACAACCACUCACUAAAGAUUGGGUUUUUUUUAUCUUGAUUUGCAUCUUAAGGAACCCUCCUCCACCCACUUUCAUACCACCAACCCCAUCAUUUUCCCUUGAUUCACUCAAAGGUGAGCAACCAAGAAAGUGAGAAACCUUCUUUUUGAAGAGAAUUUGUUACAAGGAGAUGAGAGGAGGAGGGCUAUGGCAGCUUGGGCAAUCAGUUACCAGGCGUCUCGCUCAGGCUGAGAGAAAAGCUGUUGCUCGUCGAUGUUUUUCCAGCGAGGGAGAUCUCAAGAAGACAGUUCUUCAUGACUUUCAUGCUGCACAUGGUGGGAAGAUGGUGCCUUUUGCUGGUUGGAGCAUGCCAAUUCAAUACAAGGAUUCAAUAAUGGAUUCUACUGUCAACUGUAGAGAGAACGGAAGCCUCUUUGAUGUUGCUCAUAUGUGCGGGCUGAGCCUUAAAGGAAAGGAUUGCAUUCCUUUCCUCGAGAAACUUGUUGUCGGUGAUCUUGCUGGUCUUGCCCCUGGCACUGGAACUCUAUCUGUUUUCACAAAUGAGAAGGGUGGGGUGAUUGAUGAUAGUGUAAUCACCAAGGUCAAGGAUGAUCAUAUAUAUUUGGUUGUGAAUGCCGGUUGCAGAGAUAAGGAUUUGGCACAUAUUGAAGAGCAUAUGAAGUCAUUCAAGUCGAAAGGUGGUGACGUCUCAUGGCAUAUCCAUGAUGAGAGAUCUCUCCUUGCGCUGCAGGGACCCCUUGCUGCCCCUGUUCUUCAACAAAUGACCAAGUAUGAUCUAAGCAAGUUUUACUUUGGAGAAUUUUGUAUGACUGAUAUCAGUGGAGUCCCUUGCUACCUCACUAGGACAGGAUAUACGGGUGAAGAUGGGUUUGAAAUUUCAAUUCCCAAUGAGAACACCUUGGACAUUGCGAAACAAAUCUUGGAGAAAUCUGAAGGGAAGGUAAGACUUACAGGACUUGGUGCUCGAGACAGUCUAAGGCUUGAGGCUGGAUUGUGUCUGUAUGGCAACGACCUCGAACAGCACAUCACACCUAUUGAGGCAGGACUGACAUGGGCUGUUGGAAAGAGGAGGAGAGCAGAAGGUGGGUUUCUUGGUGCAGAAGCGAUACUCAAACAAAUAGCUGAUGGUCCUUCAAGGAGGCGUGUUGGGUUUAUAUCUUCAGGGCCACCUGCUAGAGGUCAUAGUGAAAUUCAGAAUGAAAAAGGAGAAAAUAUCGGUGAAAUCACUAGUGGAGGAUUUAGUCCUUGCCUUAAAAAGAACAUAGCCAUGGGUUAUGUAAAGUCUGGGAACCACAAAGCCGGCACCAAUGUUAACAUUGUGGUAAGAGGAAAGCCCUAUGGAGGAGUCGUCACUAAAAUGCCAUUUGUGCCCACCAAAUACUACAAGCCAACUUAAUGAAAAUUCCUACUCUCCUGGUUCCUUAUAUUGUUAUAAUGCUUAACAUGUUCAUCAGAACUCAGUCCUGGAAUCUUUUUCUUGUUCCUGAAAUUCCUGAUCUGAUUGUAAAAUUUCUUUCUCUGCUACAAUUUUAGCCCUAGUUUGAAAUAAUGAGAAUGCAUAUGGUAAUACUUCA